GCUGCACGUUUGAAUGCUUUCUUAAUUAAGGUUGAACUAGGCUUAAGUGGAACGUUCUUUGUUAUUUAGAGACUUAAGAUUUGAUUUUAAUUUUGUAGGUGGCAUGUGUGUGUUUACUAAGUCUUAUUCUUAUUGUGCAUAAAAGAUUUGUUUCAGCAUAGGCUAUAUUAUACGAAAGGAGUAGCUUUUUAUUUGGAAACGUAUAGUUUUGGUAGUUUUGAGUUCUUAAUUUCUGUAGGUCACCCCAAGUCUUUAUAGUAUUAAUUGCUUUGAUACAGUACAAUAUAGGGUAAAGUCACCAGCUGGCAUUUACUUCUUGGAGGAAGGGCAGAUAUAAAAUUCAUUGUACUGGAUUAACUUUACAUAUGCAAAUAUUUAUGGUAUUUAAAAAUGAGUGUUUAGAAUGUCUGAACUUGUCAAGUUGGAAAGACUUGGUAAUUUUCAGAAAGCCAGUAUGACUAACUGUAGCACUUGUCAGGUUGGAGGUUUUUGUUAAGCUGACAUAAGGAGUUAAGGCAGAACCUCAAUGUAUGCAGAUUUGGUAGCUUAAAUCCCAGAAGAUGGGCAGGUUUUGAUUCAUUAUAUAUUUUUGUAACUUUAGUAAUUUAUAAAUUAUGAUCCUAAGCUUUAAGUAUGGUAUCUUUAAAGAUGUUUUAGGUUUCAUAAAUAGUUACUGUAUAUAGUUAUAAGUGUUAACAGGUGACUUGAUACUGUGCUUACCUAUUAGUGACUUCUACUCCUCGUCUAACUGCAUUUCACUUGGCCAUUCAAACAAUAUGAUUAUAAGUACGAUACUUCCAUGCGUGUCCCGCUUCCACUGAUGUUCUCUUGUCCUUUUUUUUAUAUCAAUUUUAAGAGAGGCUAAAUCUUAAUUACUUUACCCCUCACAGUGGAGAUUGCCUGUGUUCUUUCCCCAACUUCAUUAUUGUAUGUACUUUGCUCUUUCUAGGAUUGAGUGAUGGCCAUUUGUCUGCCUACUCCUGAAAUUUAGAUUUUCUGUAAUUCUCUGCAGUCUUCAUUUACAUUUCUUAUUUGCUUUGCAUUAUCUGCAAGUAUUGAUGUGUAAAAGCUUACUGUCAGUCUGGUCAUUAACGUAAAUCAGGACUGUUUCUUGGGAACCCUAUUUGUCAAGAGCUUCCAGUGCAGCAACACCUCUGUCUAUUUCCCUUCUUUCUCUGUCUAUUAGGUACUUCCUUAACCAGUUCAAUAUUUUCCCCGUUUUACAAGGUAGCCUUUUUAUCUUGUACACGAGCCUCUCAUUAGAAAUGGUAUUAAAUGACGUUUGAGUCUAGGAAUGGCUGAUAGGAAGCAACCCUGUCACCUACAGUCAGUUUGGCUUUACUUUUGUUUUAUUUAGUUAAAUUUGUUUUAAAACUAUUAAGUUUGUCAGGUAUGAAUUCUCCCUUCUAAAUCCAUGUUGCCCAUCCAUUAAAAAGCUAAUCAUCUCCAAAUGCUUCAAUCUCAUUUUGAUUUCUUUCACCAGCACUUUACAAGAAAUGCAUGUCAGUAACCUGUGAAGUCAUGGAUACAGCUGCAGACUCCUCCAGGGAGUCGGCCCUACAGUCGCCAGACUCUGCCAUUGGUGUAACGCCUACCUUGACACCUGAACAAGAGUUCCAGAACACUAUUCCUGAGAAGCUCUCUGAAAGGCCUAUACAAUUCAUAGAAGAUACACAAACAUCAAUACAGGUAGAGCAGAAUAGUGAACUCGUUGAAUCUGGGGCAGAGAGAGAAAAAGAUGAUCAGAGAACACAAGAUCUGGAGCAACAGCAGUUAGAAGAGAGUGGUGGAGUUGGAGAGAUCUGGUAUUCGCCUGGAACUCCAGUGGAAAUUUAUAGUCUACCAUCAACGUCCUUUUCAUCAAUUGUUGUUGAAAAUGAGAAUGUGGAAAGUAACAAAAGGAAAGAAGGCCAUGAUGUGUCCCGGGGGAGCGAAGGCGGCCACGAUGUGUCCCGGGGGAGCGAAGGCGGCCACGAUGUGUCCCGGGGGAGCGAAGGCGGCCACGAUGUGUCCCGGGGGAGCGAAGGCGGCCACGAUGUGUCCCGAAGGAGCGAAGGCAGCCACGAUGUGUCCCGAGGGAGCGAAGGCAGCCACGAUGUGUCCCGAGGGAGCGAAGGCAGCCACGAUGUGUCCCGAGGGAGCGAAGGCAGCCACGAUGUGUCCCGAGGGAGCGAAGGCAGCCACGAUGUGUCCCGAGGGAGCGAAGGCAGCCACGAUGUGUCCCGAGGGAGCGAAGGCAGCCACGAUGUGUCCCGAGGGAGCGAAGGCAGCCACGAUGUGUCCCGAGGGAGCGAAGGCAGCCACGAUGUGUCCCGGGGGAGCAAAGGCAGCCAUGAUGUGUCCCGAGGGAGCAAAGGCAGCCACGAUUUGUCCUGGAGGAGCAAAGGCAGCCACGAUUUGUCCCGGAGGAGCGAAGGCAGCCACGAUGUGUCCCGGGGGAGCGAAGGCGGCCACGAUGUGUCCCGGGGGAGCGAAGGCGGCCACGAUGUGUCCCGGGGGAGCGAAGGCGGCCACGAUGUGUCCCGGGGGAGCGAAGGCGGCCACGAUGUGUCCCGAGGGAGCGAAGGCGGCCACGAUGUGUCUCGGGGGAGCGAAGGCGGCCACGAUGUGUCCCGAGGGAGCGAAGGCGGCCACGAUGUGUCCCGGGGGAGCGAAGGCGGCCACGAUGAGUCCCGAAGGGGCGAAGGCGGCCACGAUGUGUCCCGGGGGAGCGAAGGCAGCCACGAUGUGUCCCGAGGGAGCGAAGGCAGCCACGAUGUGUCCCAAGGGAGCGAAGGCAGCCACGAUGUGUCCCGAGGGAGCAAAGGCAGGCACGAUGUGUCCCAAGGGAGCGAAGGCAGCCACGAUGUGUCCCAAGGGAGCGAAGGCAGCCACGAUUUGUCCCGGGGGAGCAAAGGCAGCCACGAUGUGUCCCGAGGGAGCGAAGGCAGCCACGAUGUGUCCCGAGGGAGCAAAGGCAGCGACGAUGCGUCCCGAGGGAGCAAAGGCAGCCACGAUGUGUCCCGAGGGAGCGAAGGCAGCCACGGUGUGUCCCGGGGGAGCAAAGGCAGCCACGGUGUGUCCCGGGGGAGCGAAGGCUGCCACGGUGUGUCCCGGGGGAGCGAAGGCUGCCACGAUGUGUCCCGGGGGAGCGAAGGCUGCCACGAUGUGUCCCGAGGGAGCGAAGGCAGCCACGAUGUGUCCCGAGGGAGCGAAGGCAGCCACGAUGUGUCCCGGGGGAGCGAAGGCAGCCACGAUGUGUCCCGGGGGAGCGAAGGCAGCCACGAUGUGUCCCGGGGGAGCGAAGGCAGCCACGAUGUGUCCCGGGGGAGCGAAGGCAGCCACGAUGUGUCCCGGGGGAGCUCUGAGGUGUCCCGGGGGAGCUCUGAGGUGUCCCAGGGGAGCUCUGAGGUGUCCCAGGGGAGCUCUGAGGUGUCCCAGGGGAGCUCUGAGGUGUCCCAGGGGAGCUCUGAGGUGUCCCAGGGGAGCUCUGAGGUGUCCCAGGGAGCUCUGAGGUGUCCCAGGGGAGCUCUGAGGUGUCCCAGGGGAGCUCUGAGGUGUCCCAGGGGAGCUCUGAGGUGUCCCAGGGGAGCUCUGAGGUGUCCCAGGGGAGCUCUGAGGUGUCCCAGGGGAGCUCUGAGGUGUCCCAGGGGAGCUCUGAGGUGUCCCAGGGGAGCUCUGAGGUGUCCCAGGGGAGCUCUGAGGUGUCCCAGGGGAGCUCUGAGGUGUCCCAGGGGAGCUCUGAGGUGUCCCAGGGGAGCUCUGAGGUGUCCCAGGGGAGCUCUGAGGUGUCCCAGGGGAGCUCUGAGGUGUCCCAGGGGAGCUCUGAGGUGUCCCAGGGGAGCUCUGAGGUGUCCCAGGGGAGCUCUGAGGUGUCCCAGGGGAGCUCUGAGGUGUCCCAGGGGAGCUCUGAGGUGUCCCAGGGGAGCUCUGAGGUGUCCCAGGGGAGCUCUGAGGUGUCCCAGGGGAGCUCUGAGGUGUCCCAGGGGAGCUCUGAGGUGUCCCAGGGGAGCUCUGAGGUGUCCCAGGGGAGCUCUGAGGUGUCCCAGGGGAGCUCUGAGGUGUCCCAGGGGAGCUCUGAGGUGUCCCAGGGGAGCUCUGAGGUGUCCCAGGGGAGCUCUGAGGUGUCCCAGGGGAGCUCUGAGGUGUCCCAGGGGAGCUCUGAGGUGUCCCAGGGGAGCUCUGAGGUGUCCCAGGGGAGCUCUGAGGUGUCCCAGGGGAGCUCUGAGGUGUCCCAGGGGAGCUCUGAGGUGUCCCAGGGGAGCUCUGAGGUGUCCCAGGGGAGCUCUGAGGUGUCCCAGGGGAGCUCUGAGGUGUCCCAGGGGAGCUCUGAGGUGUCCCAGGGGAGCUCUGAGGUGUCCCAGGGGAGCUCCGAGGUGUCCCAGGGGAGCUCCGAGGUGUCCCAGGGGAGCUCCGAGGUGUCCCAGGGGAGCUCCGAGGUGUCCCAGGGGAGCUCCGAGGUGUCCCAGGGGAGCUCCGAGGUGUCCCAGGGGAGCUCCGAGGUAAAGCAACACCAAAUUAGUGUGGAUAAAAUGGAAGUUGACAAUAUUGCAAGGUUAUCCACUUCGCUAAGUCGGUUACGGAUAAGCUAUAUUCCACCAUUAAUUACUCUCUCUCGAGAAGUUGUAGAAAAUUUCAGCGUUGCUCAGAUGACGAGCAUGACCCAAGAAAU
Molecule: messenger RNA, 4651 nt
Organism: Procambarus clarkii (red swamp crayfish)
Lineage: Eukaryota; Metazoa; Arthropoda; Malacostraca; Decapoda; Cambaridae
Source: RefSeq, a predicted model, not a curated record